Patiria miniata (bat star) is the source of this 965-nucleotide messenger RNA. RefSeq names its product ankyrin repeat domain-containing protein SOWAHC-like. The transcript is spliced from 8 exons. NCBI's taxonomy places the organism in Eukaryota, Metazoa, Echinodermata, Asteroidea, Valvatida, Asterinidae. The record is from RefSeq and is a predicted model, not a curated record. The coding region runs from base 18 to 965 and encodes 315 amino acids.
CUAUCAAAACAUGAAAAAUGGCGGACGCCUCGAAUCCGGAAGUUGACUUUUCCGCAGAAGGCGUCCGGAGUUUCAUUAUUAAACACGGUGGAAAGGUCAGCAAUGUCGCCGUGGUCGGGCACUUUAUGGCCUACCUGCGGCAUUCGGAUAAGGAAGUCAGAGAGGAAAACCGUAGAAAGUUCAAGGAGUUUAUGAAUGAGGUAGCAGUGGUCAAGAAAGAUGAAAAGGAUGAUAAGGUCGUUGUACUGAAGAGGAAAAACAAGGACAUCAAUUACAGGGACUUUGUGGAACUGCCUAAGUUGGUGGUCUUUCAAGACAAGGAUCACUCACAGACCCCUGGGGACACCUCUGAAUCAGAGCCCAUACCCCCUGCCAGACGGCCCAAGCAUGCCAGGAGGAGCAUGGGUAAUGAGGAGGAGGAGGCAGUUGCCGUGGUGACGGGGCCCCCGGUCGAAGACAAGGAGACGGAGUACACAGGACCCAAAGAGCAAGAGGAUGUCAUCAGUACCAAAGAAGGCGAGCGGAUUAUUGACCAGAAGCGUCAGAUCAAGAGCGUCAAGAGCUUUGCCGACAUCUUUGACCAGGAAGUCCAGUCACAGAAAGAGGAAGUCGAGAGGUUCAAGUCACCGGUCAAGUCGGUGCCCAAGACGUCCGAGAAAGAGACCAGCUCAGAACCGGAUUCUGAGACAAACAGACAAGAAGAAGGAUUGAAAGAGGAUGAAACUGCCCCCCUCAUCUCGCCUGGACUGCAGUCCAGCGGCACUAUGCAAUCCAUUAGCAGCGAGGCCAGCACCUCGUGUAGUACAGAUACUGUAGUACAUUGGCAUCAGCUUGAUCCAUUAGAGCACCAGUGGAUGAUGGAAUCAGCGAAGGCCAACCUGGCAGCAUUGUCAAAUCUUCUCAAGCAAGACAUCAAGCUGGCUGGCAAAAAGGAUUUUGUCACGGUAGGUGAUGUUUUGUCAUAA